GACGUCCCGACGUGGCAGGUAACGUACCGUGCAGUGUUUUCAUCCAGUAGCAUUAACCGGGGCGCCGCUUGACACACCGUUACAGCACUGUCCGGUACUUUUCCGUCCUUCAUCCCGGUGUGAGCUGCCGGAGACAGCCUGACACAAGAGCCGAGACUGAUAUUGUAUCUUAACAAGACGACUAAACAAGCAGGCGGUGCAGCUAGGUGUGCAGCAGGAUGAAUAUUGGAUCCAAUAAGAAGCGGCAGGUCCUGCCCAGCCGUCCUGACCCCACCGUGGACCAGAUCCUGGAGGACAUCAACGGAGCCGCUCCCAAUGACCCCGUCUUCAGCAUCCUGGAGCAGACUGGACAAGACUCGCCGCGGCCCUCAGACAGCGAGGUGGAGUCCCGGUUCCAGCAGUGUCGUCAGUAUCUGGAGCUGAACGAGCGGCUGCAGGAGGUGCGGGGUCGGCUGCUGAAGCAGAGGGAGGAGCUGAGAGCGGCGGGCGAGCAGCUGCAGACUGACGUGGAGGAGGUCAGAGGUCAAACACUCUGACUGUGCACCUCUUCUGUUACAGACUUUCCUCGACCUCUCAGUGUAGG
Molecule: messenger RNA, 583 nt
Organism: Labrus bergylta (ballan wrasse)
Lineage: Eukaryota; Metazoa; Chordata; Actinopteri; Labriformes; Labridae
Source: RefSeq, a predicted model, not a curated record